AUGGGUAUUUGUUGCAGUUGUUUGAAACGUAAUAAUGAUGGUAAUCCACCAUUAUUGUUGGCAGAAAAUGAACGAGACGCAAUAAGCUCUCUUUUACAAUACUUGGAAAAUCGUUCGGAUGUUGAUUUUUUCAGUAAUGGUCCUUUAAAAGCUUUAAGUACUUUAGUUUAUUCCGAAAAUAUUGAUUUACAAAGAAGUGCUGCUUUAGCGUUUGCUGAAAUUACCGAAAAAGAUGUUAGAGAAGUUAAUCGUGAUGUUUUAGAACCAAUUCUUAUCCUUUUACAAUCAACUGAUCUGGAAGUUCAAAGAGCAGCUUGUGGUGCUUUAGGUAACUUGGCUGUAAAUAAUGAAAAUAAAAUUUUAAUUGUUGAAAUGGGUGGAUUAGAGCCUUUAAUUAGACAAAUGAUGUCAACAAAUAUAGAAGUUCAAUGUAAUGCUGUUGGUUGUAUAACUAAUUUGGCUACUCAAGAUGAUAAUAAAACUAAAAUUGCUAAACUGGGUGCUUUAAUUCCUUUAACCAAAUUAGCUAAACUGAAGGAUAUAAGAGUUCAAAGAAAUGCUACUGGUGCUUUAUUAAAUAUGACUCAUUCUGGCGAAAAUAGACAAGAACUAGUUAAUGCUGGUGCUGUCCCAGUUCUUGUUUCUUUAUUAUCAAAUGAAGAUGCUGAUGUUCAAUAUUAUUGUACUACUGCUUUAUCUAAUAUUGCCGUUGAUGAAUUAAAUCGUAAAAAAUUGGCUACUUCUGAACCCAAAUUAGUUAGUCAAUUGGUUAAUUUAAUGGAUUCUCCUUCUCCAAGAGUUCAAUGUCAAGCUACUCUUGCUUUAAGAAAUUUGGCUUCUGAUUCCGGUUAUCAAGUUGAUAUCGUAAAAGCUGGUGGUUUACCUCAUUUAGUUCAAUUAUUAACUUGUAAUCAUCAACCUCUCGUCUUAGCUGCUGUUGCUUGUAUUAGAAAUAUUUCAAUUCACCCUCAAAAUGAAGCCCUUAUAAUCGACGCAGGAUUCUUAUCUCCUCUUGUUAAUUUACUCGAUUACAAUGAUCUGGAAGAAAUUCAAUGUCAUGCUGUUUCAACUUUAAGAAAUUUGGCUGCUUCAAGUGAAAGAAAUAGAUUAGCCAUUUUAUCAGCUGGUGCAGUUGACAAAUGUAAAGAUUUAGUUUUGAGAGUUCCUUUAUCAGUUCAACUGGAAAUUUCUGCUUGUUUUGCAAUUUUAGCCUUAGCUGAUGAUUUAAAACCAAAAUUAUAUGAAUCUAAAAUAAUAGAUGUUUUAAUCCCACUAACAUUUAGUGAAAAUGGUGAAGUUUGUGGUAAUUCUGCUGCUGCUUUAGCUAAUUUAUGUUCGAGAGUUUCAAAUGAUCAUAAAGAUUAUAUUUUAAAUAAUUGGUCUCAACCAGAAAGUGGUAUUUAUGGAUUUUUGGUUAGAUUUUUGAAAAGUGAAAGUGCUACUUUUGAACAUAUUGCAUUAUGGACUAUUUUACAAUUAUUAGAAAGUCCAAAUGAUGAAAUUAAACAAUUAAUUGAAAAAAAUGAAUCGAUUUUAUCCGGUAUUAAAACUUUAAGUGAAUCUCAACAACAUUCAAAUUAUAAUUAUGGUAAAGAUGUUAACUCAAGUGAUCAAUUUGAUGAUCCGAAAAAUGAAUUAUUUAAUUUAACUCAACAAAUUUUACAAAUUUUAGGUUAA
This is a messenger RNA of Hyphopichia burtonii NRRL Y-1933, 1677 nucleotides long. It is a transcript of the gene VAC8, whose product is annotated as protein anchor. The transcript has a single exon. Gene Ontology annotation, molecular function: protein binding; protein-membrane adaptor activity. Gene Ontology annotation, cellular component: fungal-type vacuole membrane. Gene Ontology annotation, biological process: vacuole inheritance; nucleus-vacuole junction assembly. NCBI's taxonomy places the organism in Eukaryota, Fungi, Ascomycota, Pichiomycetes, Serinales, Debaryomycetaceae. The record is from RefSeq and is a predicted model, not a curated record. Bases 1 to 1677 code for a protein of 558 amino acids.